AUGUUCACCAACACUUAUGGCUACCUGUACGACAAACACGCCGCCAUCUUCAAUGAUAUGUUUCGAGAUUUGAAUUACUACUACUCAACGGGUUCCGUCGAUUUGGCGAUCUCACUAAAGCAGUUUUUCAAUUUGCUCUACAAGAAGAUGUUUGUUGAGCUGAACAAUUCAUACGCCAUGAACGCGACCUAUCUCGAGUGCACCUUAGAGCACAUGGAGGAGAUGAUGCCAUUCGGUGAAAUGCCACAGAAGCUCAUUCAGCAGAUAAAGCGGUCCUUCGUAGCCAUUCGAACCUUUGUUCAAGCGCUAAACUUUGGCAAUGAAGUGCUCAAGAAUAUCAUGGAGGCACCAAUCACCAGUUCGUGUGAGAAUCGUCUGCAUGCAAUGUCCUACUGCAACAACUGCCACAAUGGUCCCAGUGCCAGCACAAACUGGCCUUGCCAAGACAUGUGCGUCAGUGUCCUCGAGGAGGCAUGCUUUCCCUACCACGCCAAUCUCAAUCGAGAGUGGAAUCUCUACGUGAAUGAUAUCGUCAAGCUGGCCAAUCGACUCAAGACUUCAUUCAACAUUGAGCUGGCAGUUAAGCCGAUUAACAUACAAGUAUCAGAAGCAAUAAUGACCUUCCAGGAGAAUGCAGUUACCAUUACCAAUAGGAUCUUCAGCAAGUGCGGCAAGCCACCACUGAAAAAAGUCAAACGCAAUACGUACAUGUACAAUCAACGUCUUCCGGCCAAGCCGACCUCCUACACUACCUCAUCUCCACAGAACCUGCCCCUAAUGGAGACGCUAAUUAGCGACAUUCUCAAAAUGGUGAAGAGCUACAAGAACUUCUGGUCUCGACUUCCACGUAACUUGUGCUCGCAGUACAGCAACCCGCCGACCACUUGCAACAACCACACACAAAGGAGCGCCGAGCAACUAAACUAUCGCGACAAGAACAACUUGGAAAUAGUAAACCUCCAAAUUAGCACUUUAAAGCUGAUUUCCCUGAACGUCAAUAACGCCUACAACGGCUUGGAGACAGACUUGGAGAAUAAUCUCAGGCACAACAACAAUAACAACGAGGGCGCCGUGGCGGGCACUGCGCCGGUGGACGAUGAAAUCUCCGGCAGUGGUGAUGACCACUCCGGCAGCGGGGACACCGAGUCCGCCACCGAACUGGGGGAGCACUCUUCGAGCACUGAGCAGACACCACCGAGCUCCACCAGCAAGGACUCGCUGUACUUUGCAAGCAAUGCUCAGUGA
Molecule: messenger RNA, 1245 nt
Organism: Rhagoletis zephyria (snowberry fruit fly)
Lineage: Eukaryota; Metazoa; Arthropoda; Insecta; Diptera; Tephritidae
Source: RefSeq, a predicted model, not a curated record